AUUUGUACGCACAUCAUCUGUUUGUUUCUCUUUUCAAGUUUUCAAGUGAUGGAGCGAAAAUGAUAUAAAAAAUUAUUUUAAAUUUCGAAAUCGGUAUCGUCCGCGUUCCAAAAUUCUCGCAUAAUGUCGGUUUGAAAUGUUCGUGAUCGCGAUUUCAGAAUAUUCUCAUUCGAAAUGAGUAUAUUUUCGUAAACGGCAGCAUGUUACGGUUUGCUUCACGUGUUCGCGUUUGAUUUCGGAAUCGCCAGCCGGACCACACAAUGGAGAGAGCACCGUCGAAUCGAUGUAACCGAUUUAUGAUGGAAGGUGUCGGUGCUCGAGUAAUUCGUGGUCCUGACUGGAAAUGGGGUAAACAGGAUGGCGGUGACGGUCACGUAGGCACAGUGAGGAAUUUCGAAUCACCCGAAGAAGUCGUAGUUAUGUGGGAUAAUGGUACGGCCGCUAAUUAUCGCUGUUCGGUCGCCUUCGAUUUGAGAAUACUCGAUAGUGCUCCAACAGGUGUAAAACAUGACGGCACCAUGUGCGAUGGAUGUAGACAACAGCCAAUAUACGGUAUUCGAUGGAAGUGCGUUGAUUGUCGAAACUAUGACCUAUGUAGUAUAUGUUAUCACGGCGAAAAACACAUAUUAAGGCAUCGUUUCGCUCGAAUUACUACACCGGGUAGUGAGAGAGCGUUACUCGAUCCUCGUCGUAAAAGUAAAAAAAUCACCGUGAGAGGUAUUUUCCCUGGCGCCAGAGUCGUUCGUGGUAUAGAUUGGCAAUGGGAAGAUCAAGAUGGUGGAAAUGGUCGACGCGGUAAAGUAAACGAAAUUCAAGAUUGGUCAGCGACCAGCUUACGGUCGGCUGCUUAUGUGGUUUGGGAUAAUGGCGCCAAAAAUCUGUAUAGAGUUGGCUUCGAAGGCAUGGCCGAUUUGAAAGUUGUUAAUGAUGCGAAAGGAAUUAGUGUAUAUCGUGAUCAUUUACCAGUGCUUGGCGAACAAGGAUUGGCACGCGGAGGUGCUUUCAAUUUUCACGUUGGAGAUCAAGUAAACGUAGAUUUGGAGUUGGAAAUCGUCCAGUCGCUUCAGCAGGGUCAUGGAGGUUGGACAGACGGAAUGUUCGAAUGUUUGGGUAACACGGGUAGUGUCGUUGGUAUCGACGAAGAUCACGAUAUCGUCGUUCGCUAUCCAAGCGGCAACAGAUGGACAUUUAACCCGGCAGUUUUGACCAAGGUUCCGGUUCCUAUGACAUCAGGAGCAGCAAUUAGUGGCGAUGUGAAUUUGACACCGCAACAAUUCGCCGUAGGUGAUUUGGUGCAAAUAUGCAGCGAUGCGGAGCAGAUUAAAAUUCUUCAAAGGGGUCAUGGCGAAUGGGCAGAUGCUAUGGCGCCGACGUUGGGUAAAAUCGGCUGCGUGUUGCAGAUUUAUCAAGAUAAUGAUCUGAAAGUAGACGUAUGCGGUACAUCUUGGACGUAUAAUCCGUUAGCAGUUACUAAAGUCGCCUCUGCCGAUGGUAGUCUUGCAGGAUCAUCUAGCGGUGAACGUUUGAGUGUAUUAUUGAAGAAGCUAUUCGAAACUCAUAUCACCGGCGACGUUAACGAAGAACUGGUCAAAGCAGCCGCCAUCGGCGAUAUUCAAAAAUGCGACGAAUGCCUUCGACGAUCCGAUGCUGACGUAAACGGCGUCUUCGGCGGAUACACAGCGUUGCAAGCAGCUUCUCAAAAUGGUCAUUUGGAAGUGAUUAAAAUGCUGCUACACCACAAAGCUGACGUCGAAGUUGAGGAUAAAGACGGUGAUAGAGCAGUGCAUCAUGCAGCUUUUGGUGACGAACCUGGAGUAAUGACGUUAUUAGCUAGUGCCGGAGCUGAUUUGAAUGCCAGAAAUAAGCGAAGGCAGACUGCGUUACACGUAGCUGUGAAUAAAGGCCAUGGCAGUGUGGUGAAAACGUUAUUGGAACUUGGAUGUCACCCCAGUCUGCAGGAUCUAGAAGGAGAUACUCCUCUUCACGAUACGAUUGCAAAAAAACGCGAUGACAUGCUGACGUUACUUUUGGACCAUAACGCUGAUAUGAUGCUGACCAACAACAACGGAUUCAACGCUCUUCAUCACGCUGCUCUUCGUGGAAAUCCCAGCGCCAUGUGCAUUUUGUUGAUGAAACUGCCCAGAACGUGGAUGGUGGACGAGAAGAAAGACGACGGGUACACAGCGUUGCAUUUGGCUGCGUUAAACAAUCACGUCGAAGUAGCCGAAUUAUUAAUCAGGCAAGGCAAAGCCAACAUGGACGUUCAAAAUCACAACCUACAAACAGCGCUGCAUCUGGCUGUGGAAAGGCAACAUCCUCAAAUCGUUCGAUUACUCAUCAGAGAAGGCGCGAAUUUAAAUAUUCCCGAUAAAGACGGAGACAGCCCCUUACACGAAGCGUUACGCAAUCAUACUCUGUCGCAGCUUAAACAAUUACAAGAUGCUAAUGAUGUCGGAAAGUUGUUAAUGGGACUCGGAAAUCAGAGCACGGAGAAGAAAUCGUCGUCGUCUAUAGCCUGCAUAUUGGCCGCGAACGGAGCUGAUUUGAAAAUGAAGAAUAAAAAAGGUCAAACGCCUUUGGAUCUGUGUCCCGACCCGAAUCUAUGCAAAGCACUGACAAACUGCCAUAAAGAGAAGCAAAAAGGCGAUUCGGGCGGUGGAGGUAGUAAUGGCGAAGGAGGAGAAGAAACUGCUGCCCUGGAUGAGUGUUUGAUAUGCUCGGAUUUAAAGAGAGAUAUAUUGUUUAAACCUUGCGGACAUGUGGCCAGUUGCUCGGUGUGUUCGCCAAGGAUUAAAAAAUGCUUACUUUGCAGAGAACCAGUCGCCAAUAGGAUACAGAUUGAAGAAUGUAUCGUGUGUUCGUAUAAAAAAGCUUCGGUGUUGUUUAAACCGUGUAAUCAUAUGGUAGCCUGCGAAUCGUGCGCUUGCCUUAUGAAGAAAUGUGUCCAAUGCAGAUCGCAAAUUGAUCGAAUGGUGCCGUUUAUCGUCUGCUGUGGUGGUCAAGGAAGCAUUACCGAAGUUCAGCCCGAUAUCGUCGAGGAUGUCGGUAAAAUAAGCAAUGUAAAUGCAAAUAAUGUUAAUACAGCGCCUACUAAUGUUAAUCCGAGUAGCGCACCACCCGCACCCAGUACCGGAGGAGCGUUGAUGAAUAACGGAAGUCGAGAUACGUCUACGUACGAUAUACAGAAAUUACAGCAACAAUUGCAAGACAUCAAAGAACAAACUAUGUGCCCGGUUUGUUUGGAUAAAUUGAAGAAUAUGAUAUUCCUGUGUGGUCACGGAACCUGUCAAAUGUGCGGUGAUCGUAUGUCCGAGUGUCCUAUUUGUCGAAAAACUGUCGAGAAAAGAAUUUUAUUGUAUUGAAUAAUAUUUUUUAAUCUAUUCGUUUUUGUACUGUUACUGUAUGUUUUUAUGAUAUAGAUUUUUUAUACCUAUACUUGUGCCUGUAUGUUUAUGUAGUGUUAUAAUGAAUUAAGUUUAUUUUAGCUUGUUUGAAACUUGGAUAUUUAUUAUGUAUGCUGAUUUUUUUUCUUCGUGUAAUAGCCCAAGGUAUAUAGUGAUUUAUUUACAUAGCAUUUUUUGUAAUAAUUUACCUAUUCCUCCUCGCUUACUCUCAUUGCCUUAUCCAAUUACUCUUACCAAAUUACCCUAUUUAAGUAAUUUUAUUGGUGUGACAACUUUGCAAGUUUUAAUUGUGAUGUGUUUCGUGUACCUACUCGUACCUACUUACCUAUUCGUUUGUCGUUUGUGUAAUUUUUAUCGUUUGUAUUUUAUGUAUUUUGUAUGAUGUAUGUAAUGUACCUACGUGUACGUACCUAUUUUCAUUUGUAACGAUCUGAGAUGAUUGAAACUUCAUUUAUUCGUUUGAGUGCGAAAAAUUAUUAAUUAAUUGAGUGUAACUACACCUAGUAGUGUUUCUUUUUUGUAAUGAGUAUUGAGUACCUAAUGCAUGUACUUAUAUGUUGAUAUUAACGUUCAAUAAAUUUUGUAAUAUUUA
Planococcus citri (citrus mealybug) is the source of this 3996-nucleotide messenger RNA. RefSeq names its product mind bomb 1 (gene mib1). Gene Ontology annotation, molecular function: protein binding; ubiquitin-protein transferase activity; zinc ion binding. Gene Ontology annotation, cellular component: cytoplasm. The record is from RefSeq and is a predicted model, not a curated record. The transcript is spliced from 19 exons. Bases 261 to 3362 code for a protein of 1033 amino acids. NCBI's taxonomy places the organism in Eukaryota, Metazoa, Arthropoda, Insecta, Hemiptera, Pseudococcidae. Gene Ontology annotation, biological process: endocytosis; protein ubiquitination; Notch signaling pathway.